GGCGGAGUCAUUUCAAUAGACGGUCAGCCAACACAAGGAAAGUCACCCACACUACUUGCUGCAUGAGCUUGUAACUUGUAUUUUAACGAGAAGAGUUAUUAUUUGACAGAAUUUCUCCAGUCGAGGUUGAUCCGUAUUCCAACAUGUCGGAUUUAGAGAGACUGAAGAUGACCGGCGCUGGGAAAGCUAUCGCCUUGUUGACAAGUGGCGGAGAUGCACAAGGAAUGAAUGCAGCUGUCCGCGCUGUGACCCGGAUGGGGAUAUUUGUUGGAGCCAAGAUGUAUCUCGUAUAUGAGGGCUACCAGGGUCUGGUGGAUGGAGGGGACAACAUCAAGCUGGCCCACUGGCAGAGUGUUACCAACAUCAUACAGCAGGGUGGCACGGUGAUCGGCAGUGCUCGCUGUAAGGUCUUCACCACGCGGGACGGUCGCCUGGCAGCAGCCUUUAACCUGGUGAAGAGAGGCAUCGCCAAUCUGUGUGUGUGUGGAGGAGACGGCAGCCUCACCGGAGCUAACAUCUUCAGGACCGAGUGGACUGGACUGCUGGCUGAACUGGUUCAGAAAGGCCGGAUCACCGACACCCUAGCGAAGCAGCAUGAUCACCUGAACAUCGUAGGGUUGGUUGGAUCUAUAGACAACGACUUCUGUGGGACAGACAUGACCAUUGGCGCUGACUCCGCCCUGCAUCGCAUCAUGGAGAUAGUGGACGCCAUCACUACCACCGCACAGAGCCACCAGCGUGCAUUUGUCCUGGAGGUCAUGGGACGUCACUGUGGGUAUCUAGCGUUGGUGUCUGCUCUGGCCUCCGGAGCAGACUGGCUCUUCAUCCCAGAGGCUCCACCAUUAGAGGGCUGGGAGGACCGCAUGUGUGCCCGUCUGGAGCAUAGUCGCAGUAAGGGCUCCAGACUGAACGUAGUAAUCAUCGCUGAAGGGGCCAUCAACAGAGCUGGUGAACCGAUCUCUUCAGGCUACGUCAAGGAUCUGGUAGAGAAGAGGCUGGGCUAUGACACCCGGGUGACAGUCCUAGGUCAUGUACAGCGAGGGGGAACACCCUCCGCCUUCGACCGGGUGCUGAGCAGUAAGGUGGGAGUGGAGGCUGUCGUCGCUCUGUUAGAGGCCACUCCAGAGACCCCAGCCUGUGUCAUCGGCCUGUCAGGAAACCAGGCUGUCCGCCUGCCUCUUGUGGAGUGUGUACAGAUGACUAAAGAGGUUCAGAAGGCCAUGAAUGAAAAGAGGUUUGAUGAAGCCAUCCAACUGAGAGGAAGGAGCUUUGAGAACAACUGGAACAUGUACAAACUGCUUGCCUUUCAGAAGCCUGCUGUUACCAAGAGCAACCACACGCUGGCGGUGCUGAAUGUGGGUGCUCCAGCAGCAGGGAUGAAUGCAGCGGUUCGGUCGGCUGUCAGAGUGGCGCUGGCCUACGGUCACAAGGUCUACUCUGUCAACGACGGCUUCGAGGGGUUGGCCAAUGGAGCGGUGACAGAGAUCGAGUGGCACGGUGUGGCUGGAUGGACUGGCCAGGGUGGAUCUCUUCUGGGGACUAAACGAACCCUUCCCAGUACUUGCAUGCAGAAGAUCGUGGACACCAUCAACAAGCAUAAUAUCCAGGCUCUGCUGAUCGUUGGGGGAUUUGAGGCGUACGAGGGCGUGCUGGAGUUAUAUGAUGCUCGCGGUAGCUUUGACGAGUUGUGUAUCCCCAUGGUGGUGAUCCCUGCCACCAUCAGUAACAAUGUACCCGGGACAGACUUCAGUCUGGGGGCAGACACGGCUGUCAACGCUGCCAUGGAGAGUUGUGAUAAGAUUAAGCAGUCGGCUUCAGGGACCAAGAGAAGGGUGUUCGUAGUGGAAACUAUGGGAGGCUACUGUGGUUACCUGGCAACCUACGCCGGUAUCGCUGUGGGAGCAGAUGCUGCUUACAUCUUUGAGGACCCCUUCAACCUCCAGGACCUAAAGACUAACGUGGAGCAUCUCGCAGAGAAGAUGAAGGAAGACAUCCAGAGGGGUCUGGUACUGAGGAAUGAGAAGUGUCACCUUCACUACACCACUGAUUUUAUCCACAAGCUGUAUUCUGCCGAGGGGAAGGGCAUCUUCGACUGUCGGGUCAACGUGCUGGGGCACCUCCAGCAGGGAGGUGCACCAACACCCUUCGACAGAAACUGUGGCACCAAGCUGGGUGUGAAGGCUGUGCAGUGGCUCACAGAGAAGAUGAUCAACAACUUCAGACAAGGUCGUGUGUUCGUCAACAGCCCAGACACAGCAUCUGUCAUUGGCUUCAGUAAGAAGGUCCUGUCCUUCAUCCCUGUGACUGAACUUAAGGCACAGACUGACUUUGAGCACCGGAUGCCCAAGGUCCAGUGGUGGCAGAACCUGCAUCAGAUUCUGAAGAUGUUGGCCAAGCACCAGACCAGCUUCAGCGAGUACGUCCCUGGAGAGAUAGAACAUGUGACCCGACGUUCUCUCAGCAUAGACACUGGCUUCUAGAACACAUACUAACCCUGGACUGUAGACACCGGCUUCUAGAACACAUACUAACCCUGGACUGUAGACACCGGCUUCUAGAACACAUACUAACCCUGGACUGUAGACACCGGCUUCUAGAACACAUACUAACCCUGGACUGUAGACACUGGCUUCUAGAACACAUACUAACCCUGGACUGUAGACACCGGCUUCUAGAACACAUACUAACCCUGGACUGUAGACACCGGCUUCUAGAACACAUACUAACCCUGGACUGUAGACACCGGCUUCUAGAACACAUACUAACCCUGGACUGUAGACACCGGCUUCUAAACACUGGGCUCCAACCCUGGAAUGUCACUCCCAACUUGUUUGUCUUCCCUGUUUAUCUAAAGAGGGGUCCUUAUAUCUGUACUGUGUCUGAGACUACCUAGACAUCAGGCCCUUAUAUCUGUACUGUGUCUGAGACUACCUAGACAUCAGGCCCUUAUAUCUGUACUGUGUCUGAGACUACCGAGACAUCAGGCCCUUAUGUCUGGAGAGUGUCUGAGACUACCGAGACAUCAGGCCCUUAUAUCUGUACUGUGUCUGAGACUACCGAGACAUCAGGCCCUUAUAGCUGUACUGUGUCUGAGACUACCGAGACAUCAGGCCCUUAUAUCUGGAGAGUGUCUGAGACUACCUAGACAUCAGGCCCUUAUAUCUGUACUGUGUCUGAGACUACCGAGACAUCAGGCCCUUAUAUCUGUACUGUCUGAGACUACCUAGACAUCAGGCCCUUAUAUCUGGAGAGUGUCUGAGACUACCUAGACAUCAGGCCCUUAUAUCUGGAGAGUGUCUGAGACACCUAGACAUCAGGCCCUUAUAUCUGUACUGUGUCUGAGACUACCGAGACAUCAGGUCCUUAUAUCUGGAGAGUGUCUGAGACUACCUAGACAUCAGGCCCUUAUAUCUGGAGAGUGUCUGAGACUACCUAGACAUCAGGCCCUUAUAUCUGGAGAGUGUCUGAGACUACCGAGACAUCAGGCCCUUAUAUCUGUACUGUGUCUGAGACUACCGAGACAUCAGGCCCUUAUAUCUGUACUGUGUCUGAGACUACCGAGACAUCAGGCCCUUAUAUCUGUACUGUGUCUGAGACUACCUAGACAUCAGGCCCUUAUAUCUGUACUGUGUCUGAGACUACCUAGACAUCAGGCCCUUAUAUCUGUACUGUCUGAGACUACCGAGACAUCAGGCCCUUAUAGCUGUACUGUGUCUGAGACUACCGAGACAUCAGGCCCUUAUAUCUGUACUGUGUCUGAGACUACCGAGACAUCAGGCCCUUAUAUCUGGAGAGUGUCUGUCGUCUAGUACACUAGUCUAUACUAUUAAAGACUAUACUGGUCACUAGUUGGUCUAUACUGGUUUAAAGACUAUACUGGUCACUAGUCUAUACUGGUUUAAAGACUAUACUGGUCACUAGUCUAUACUAUUAAAGACUAUACUGGUCACUAGUUGGUCUAUACUGGUUUAAAGACUAUACUGGUCACUAGUCUAUACUGGUUUAAAGACUAUACUGGUCACUAGUCUAUACUAUUAAAGACUAUACUGGUCACUAGUUGGUCUAUACUGGUUUAAAGACUAUACUGGUCACUAGUCUAUACUGGUUUAAAGACUAUACUGGUCACUAGUCUAUACUGGUUUAAAGACUAUACUGGUCACUAGUCUAUACUGGUUUAAAGACUAUACUGGUCACUAGUCUAUACUGGUUUAAAGACUAUACUGGUCACUAGUCUAUACUGGUUUAAAGACUAUACUGGUCACUAGUCUAUACUGGUUUAAAGACUAUACUGGUCACUAGUCUAUACUGGUUUAAAGACUAUACUGGUCACUAGUCUAUACUGGUUUAAAGACUAUACUGGUCACUAGUCUAUACUGGUUUAAAGACUGUACUGGUCACUAGUCUAUACUGGUUUAAAGGCUAUUCUGGUCACUAUUUGGUCUAUACUGUUUUAAAGGCUAUGUUGGUCACUAGUUGGUCUAUACUGGUUUAAAGGCUAAUCUGGUCACUAGUUGGUCUAUACUGGUUUAAAGGAUAAUCUGGUCACUAGUUGGUCUGUACUGGUUUAAAGACUAUUCUGGUCACUAGUUGGUCUAUACUGUUUUUUUCUUUGCCAUUGUAAUGAAAAUGUUGUGGUUGUGUUGUGCGACAAUCCAUCUGUUUUGUCAUCUUGUGGGACCUUGUCAUGUGUGUGCCUUGUCAUGUGUGUGCCUUGUCAUGUGUGUCCCUACAUGUAAUCCUGAACAAAUCACUGACGCCUAUACAGUCAAUGUAGAACACUGGAAAUCAGCUAUUACUAUUCUGGAUGUGUCUGUCUGUACAAGAUGUUAAGAAUAGCAAUAGUCGCCAAAAUAUAAAUGUGAAUUAAUGUCAUUGUUAUUAAAGAUGCAAUAUAAAGUAAUGUCAUAAAUAAAAGCAUUUGAAAGUU
Oncorhynchus masou masou (cherry salmon) is the source of this 4927-nucleotide messenger RNA. Its product is annotated as ATP-dependent 6-phosphofructokinase, liver type-like. Lineage: Eukaryota; Metazoa; Chordata; Actinopteri; Salmoniformes; Salmonidae. Bases 144 to 2480 code for a protein of 778 amino acids. Gene Ontology annotation, biological process: fructose 6-phosphate metabolic process; canonical glycolysis; fructose 1,6-bisphosphate metabolic process. The record is from RefSeq and is a predicted model, not a curated record. Gene Ontology annotation, cellular component: cytoplasm; membrane; 6-phosphofructokinase complex. Gene Ontology annotation, molecular function: monosaccharide binding; AMP binding; fructose-6-phosphate binding. The transcript is spliced from 22 exons.